This is a messenger RNA of Rotaria sp. Silwood2, 759 nucleotides long. The record is from the annotation of a GenBank genome assembly. NCBI's taxonomy places the organism in Eukaryota, Metazoa, Rotifera, Eurotatoria, Philodinida, Philodinidae.
AUGGACAAUUCUUUAUCGACACCACGUAAAAAUGAACUUGUUGAAACUAUGUUCAAAUCACUUAAUUCAUAUACAAGUGAAUUACAACAAGAAAUACUCAAUCGAAAAGUUGCUGAUCAAACUCGAACUGAACAAACGUACGAUACAUGUCAAAAGCAACUUCAAGAUGAUUUGAUCCAAUUACGUGCAGCUAUUGAAACCAAUACUGAAUUAUUUUUAUUGAACUUUAGGUUACAUUCUCAAAUUGUCGAAAAACGUCAAGAACAAAAUAUGAUUAUUGAUAAAUCAAAUACAGCUAAAUAUAAUCAUCAUCGAAAUAUGUUAGAAGAAAACUUUUAUCAUUAUUUUGAAAAUUUAAAUCGGAUUAUUUUUAGUACUAAAAUAACUGAACAAUGUGCCAAUUUAACAAUGGCUUUUCGAACGAAUUAUCAUGCUUAUGCUCGAGCAGAUCUUGAUGAAAUUCGAAAAAAAACUGAAACUCGUUUGAAGACAAUUUCUGAUGAAGUGGCUAAUACUGAACUAACUGUUGUUAAUACUAAAGAUAAAAUUAUUGAAUUAAAUAAAAAGCUUGAUCGAGAAAUAAUUCAUUUUAAUUAUUUAAAAGAAUCAAUUGAAAUAAUUGCAAAAAAACUUCAAGUAGAUUAUGAAGAUAUAAUUAAUUUUGAUAAUCUUGAAAAACAAUUAACUGAUAUACAAACAUCAAUCAAUGAAUUAGAAGCUUGGCAUAUUCGAACAGAUUAUCCAUCACAAGAACAAUAA